Suillus subaureus is the source of this 448-nucleotide messenger RNA. RefSeq lists its product as uncharacterized. The coding region runs from base 70 to 222 and encodes 50 amino acids. The transcript is spliced from 4 exons. The record is from RefSeq and is a predicted model, not a curated record. Lineage: Eukaryota; Fungi; Basidiomycota; Agaricomycetes; Boletales; Suillaceae.
GAAGAGAGUCGAUGCUGCGUCUCUGUUUGUACUUGACCGAGGGAUAAUUUACUUGUAUUGAGAGCAAAAAUGACCGAUUUGAUUUUGCGAUGUGUGCAAAAUUGCUAUGACAAAGUCUUAGAAGAGCUAUUGAGUCCUUUCAACUCAAUCGAGUUGAUUUCAUACUUGUUCCAAGAUCACUCGGAGAAAGUUUUAUACCGAGAAGACAUGCUGCUCUGUUGAUGAAAUCCAUCUCCCUGGCAAUCCACACGCAAGCCUGAGGCACACCAAGUUGGUGAUAGUCAAAUCGAGCCAGCGGGCUGCAGUGAUCACAGAAAGAAUAAUCAGCAAAUUAGUAUUUGCCUUAGAUUAAAUAUUGGCCACUGCCGAGCGUUCUUGGCGCCUUAACAUGACCAUUUCUCAGAGGAGCGUAGGGAUGCUGAAAGCAACACCUUCAAGUUGCCAGAAC